AGAGAGAGAGAGAGAGAGAGAGAGAGAGUGAGUGAGUGAGUGUGUUAAAUUAGUAUGGUAAACGUUACUUUUCGAUCUUGAACAUAUUCACUCACUGAGCAGUGAAAACAUCUUUGGAGACCGUUUGACAUUAUAUAUAUAUACUGUAAUAAAUGUGAACAGGGGGAUGAAAUCAUUACCGUGACACCCUGCUCUGUACUGGGGAAGAAAGCUCGCGUUUCCCAUCCUGUGUGGAGUCGAUGGGCGAGUGUGUGCGUGUGUCUAUUACGUGGUUGUGUCACCGCGCGAAACUCCUGAAGCUGUUGUUCAGUGAGUACGCGAGAGCAGCGCGUGGAAUUACCCUACAACAGAUUUCAGAAAUUACGGAAAUUUCAGUCGUUCCUGACGUGUCUUGAAGUUUUUAAUUUGUCCUUGGCGUUUAUCAUAGCCAUGGCUUCACUAUCGAUUCAAUUAUACACAGUAAUGCUCAUUGCUCCAGGAAAGUUUUGACGCCUAACGAAUCAAUUUCAAACUGUUGGCUCCCCCAAAUCGGAACCUGUUCGACUCGGAGCUACGGAGUCUCAUAUGAACUUUGUGAAUGAAGAUUAAAUACAGCGACACGCGUUUCUUCUGUCUGCUGGGCAUCGCACAUGGGGUGACACUGAAGAGAUUCCUGGGCCGUUGAGACGUGACUUUGGGCCUGGCGUCUCAUUUCCUCUACCCCUGCUGGCCCAGAAAAGCUCAGACAAGCUGCCCUCUGAAUGACUGCUGGCCAUAAGUUUGCAGGGCUUUGCAAAACAGUCACCAUGAGCAAAUACUCCCAGUACUCAAACAAGACCCUCAUAAAGGUCCAUUAUCUCGUUGCCAAACAGAUGACCCAGGGUGAAUUAAAUGAGCGCAUGGAAAAUAAAGAGACCCUUAGCUCCCUGAACAUUUUAUUUGUGAUCAUCUGCAGUAUCAUCAUCUUUGAAAACCUCUUGGUGCUCAUAGCCGUGUUACGCAAUAAGAAGUUUCAUUCAGCCAUGUUCUUCUUUAUCGGGAACUUGGCCUUCUCUGACUUACUUGCUGGGUCCGCUUAUAUUGCCAACAUCUUCCUGUCAGGGCCUCAGACAUUUCAAUUGACGCCUGUCCAGUGGUUUAUACGAGAGGGCACUGCUUUCAUUGCACUGGGUGCCUCAGUUUUCAGCCUGCUGGCCAUCGCUAUAGAGCGCUACAUUGCCAUCACCAAGGUCAAGGUCUACGGCUCCAACAAAACCUGCCGAAUGUUUCUUCUGAUUGGCACGUGCUGGGCUAUGUCCAUCUUUGUGGGAGGUCUUCCCAUUAUUGGUUGGAACUGCAUCAAUAACCUAGGGGACUGCUCCGCUGUCCUGCCUCUCAACUCCAGAUACUACAUCCUGUUUGUUGUCACCAUCAUUAGCAUCAUUCUACUGUCCAUUGUGAUCCUUUAUGUUCGCAUCUACCUUAUUGUGCGUACCAGUCACCAAGAGGCCACCAAUUCUCCAGCAUAUGCUCUCCUGAAGACGGUCACUAUUGUGCUUGGUGUGUUCAUCGUGUGUUGGCUACCUGCAUUCACCAUCCUUCUCCUGGACACUUCAUGUACAAUGAAAAAAUGCCCUAUCCUCAAUAAUGCUGGCAUCUUCUUCGGCAUUGCCACCCUGAACUCGGCACUGAACCCCUUGAUCUACAUGUUGCGGAGUAAGGACAUGAGGAAGGAGUUCCUCAGGGUUCUGUGCUGCUGGGGGCUGCUCAACUGUGGCAGACCUCCGCACCGCUGCAUGGUGCCACUCAAGAGCUCGAGUUCAAUGGAGCACUGCACCAACAAACAUGAACAUCAGUCAACUCCCAUUAUGCAGGACUGCACUACCUGUGUCUGAAGGUUUUUGAAGAUGGGAGGGGAGUUAAGCUGAAGAGAACUGAGAACUGAACUGUGGAAUCCUCUUGGAGGUAAGAGACAACACCGAAGUGUUCAGAGACCUCAUGGAUGCUUUAAGGAACAAGAAUGACAAUCAUUACCUAUGGACUAUUUAGAGCUCGAGUUCAAUGGAGUACCACAGCAACAAACACAAACAUUAUGCAGGACUGCACUAGCUGUGUCUGAAGGUUUUUGAAGAUGGGAGGGGAGUGAAGCUGAGGAGAACCGAGAACUGAACUGAGGAUUCCUCUUGUAGGCAAGAGACAACGCAGAAGUGUUCAGAGACCUCAUGGAUGCUUUAAGAAUCAAGAAUCACAAUCAUAACCUAUGGACUAUGAGCAAAUAUCACAGCUUUGGUACCAGACAUCCUUGUGUCCUUUGAUGCUUCUAUGCUUGCAAAGGUUCAUGACUAUUCCCUAAUGAAACUCACUUAACAACUGUUUAUCCACCACU
This is a messenger RNA of Xyrauchen texanus (razorback sucker), 2344 nucleotides long. Its product is annotated as sphingosine 1-phosphate receptor 2-like. Gene Ontology annotation, biological process: sphingosine-1-phosphate receptor signaling pathway. The record is from RefSeq and is a predicted model, not a curated record. Bases 741 to 1853 code for a protein of 370 amino acids. Gene Ontology annotation, molecular function: sphingosine-1-phosphate receptor activity. Lineage: Eukaryota; Metazoa; Chordata; Actinopteri; Cypriniformes; Catostomidae. The transcript has 2 exons. Gene Ontology annotation, cellular component: membrane.